Messenger RNA from Folsomia candida, 3743 nucleotides. RefSeq names its product apoptosis-resistant E3 ubiquitin protein ligase 1. The record is from RefSeq and is a predicted model, not a curated record. NCBI's taxonomy places the organism in Eukaryota, Metazoa, Arthropoda, Collembola, Entomobryomorpha, Isotomidae. The transcript is spliced from 7 exons. Gene Ontology annotation, biological process: positive regulation of protein catabolic process; negative regulation of apoptotic process; proteasome-mediated ubiquitin-dependent protein catabolic process. Gene Ontology annotation, molecular function: ubiquitin-protein transferase activity. The coding region runs from base 680 to 3178 and encodes 832 amino acids.
AUUUUUAGUGGGCUGAUGACUCACUCAGACUCACGAAUCGAGCUCUUCGGACGAAACUAAAUUUUAAGUUAAUUUAGUUGAACUAAUUUUUGACUGAACAAUAAUCUUAUUUGCUCAUUGAUAUGUACUUAUCAGUUUACGACAUUCCAGUAAUCCAGUACUUUAUUUAGGUUAUCCAGUACUUGAUUAGAGAAAACGAGGGGAGAAAGUUUCAAAAUUCCCAAUCUUACUUUAUAUAUAACCAAGCAUUUGUAAUUAAUAGAUAAGACAUGUGAGUUUUAUUGAGAAUUCAAGACACAGAUCCAAAUGUUAUGAAGUAGUUUAUAAUUUUCUAUUUUUGUGGCUUACACACUUGUUUUUUAUACGUUGAUUCGAUACUAUGUAGCAAGCAGAUAAGUAAAUGAACAGCAGGUGACAUGAAAUGGACAAAAAAAGUCAUGAUAUCUGAGGUGAGUGAUUAGUUAGAAAGGUUAGUUAGAAAUAGUGUUGUUUUUCAUUCCAGAGAAUAACUGUUAUCUUCUUAAUCACUUGCGCGUUCGAGUCAAGUCAAUGAAUAAUCUUCCAUUACAACAAAACAACACAAGCAACAUUUUAUAAUUAAGUGCCAACUCGUCCAACCAAUCCCUCUGCAGGGGGUCACGGAUAAGUCGUUAUCAUCAACGCCGUCUGAAGAACAACAAUGUCCGAUAUUUUGGUUUCCGGUGGAAUUUUUUUAGCAAUCGUGGUCAUUCCUUUUGUGGGGUACAAGCUGUAUAAAAAGUUUGCUGGCAAGUGUGGCAGUCAUGUACCCAACUCUCUCUUCUUCUGUUGCCGAACACGAAAUCGGAAUCACGAAAAUUAUGGGAAUUUCUUGCGAAAAAGGAUCGUCCCAAGGGUCGAACUUGAUUUUCCGGCUAAUUUACGGGUUGGACAGACUAUUAGUUUGAGAGUGAUUUUUCCCCUCUGCCGUCACCGAACAUUGGAAAUCGUCCAACACGUCUCCCAACCGGAACCCUCCCUCCAAGAAUCCGUCUAUCUCCAGGAGGAAUACAAUCUUGAUCGCUUAUCCAUCGACAUCGUCAAAGUUUCCGGAUCCGUCUCGACGCACCACACUUCUCCACGAGUCCCUCCGAUACGUGAACUUUUACCGCGUCCCCCUUCCGCAUCUGAGGACACACUCCUAGUUAAAUUCCUUGUCCAAGAGGCCGGCUUUUACCAGAUCAACAUCCUCUAUGAAGACGCCCAUGUUCCCGGCAGCCCGUUUCCUAUUCCUUUCAACGCCGCUGAACUCGACCCGGAGAAAACCGUCGCCCUCCGCGAAUCUCCCAUUGUCCUCUCCAUCUCGGGCGACAUAUUAUCCAUGUACAUCUCACCCAAAGAUCGGUAUGGGAAUGAGUGCAAUUUUGGAGAUGUGGAUCCUGCACUUUUCCACUUUUCGCUACUCCAACUUGACGACGGACACCAUCCCGUCCUCGUGGAAUCUAUUGUGUUUAAUUUUUCGCGAGAAAUUAAGAAAAUUCUGGGAGCCCCUUUCGACGAACCAUAUGAGGAGACAUUGGAGGUUAGACUCGAUGUCGAAAUUUUCCUUCCCGGCGUCUUCCUCGCCAGUAUUUCGUAUAAUGGGAUUCUCAUUGGAAAUGGAACCUUUGACCUAGUCACAUUAUCACCUGACGAGCACAACAAUCUCCGCAGUUUGAUAAGCAAUAAUCCAGGAGCUAGAUUCCACGAGGCCAAAUUGCUCUCAAGUGGACAAGACUUACAGAAAAAACCGAGGCAGGUUUAUAUUUACGUGGCAGCAAAAGUACUUACCAUCAAAGAAUUCUAUUUGGGAAUUCUACCCUUUCGUCUUGCAGUAUUUCGAAUCCUCCCGGCGACAAAAGUCAAAUUACUAUCGUAUAAUGUCGAGCGGAGACAAAACAUUCUGGAAAUAUCGGAUCGAACUCAGCCAAAGAUUGUGCUAGAAAUUGAGCCCACGACAAGUCGCAUCGUAUUAGCAAUGUUUGCUCUCUUUCUCAAACAGAGGUUGGGAGGGUCUGAAUCUUUCGAAAACAAGCAAAAGUUUUUUUAUGAAGAGUUGAAGAGUUCCAAGGAUGUGCUGAGAACGACCACUUCGGUGUUAUCAAUCAAUAGGGACUCGAUUCUUAAUUCGACUCUCUCGGAAACCAAAAACUUUAGCACGAAAGACUGGUGUCGAAAUUUUAAGAUUAAUUUCGUCUCUGAGGAGGGAUCUGACGAUGGGGGCCUUCGGCGUGAGUGGCUCAACUUACUCUGCAAAGAAAUGUUCGACAACUCCGCGGACGGGAUGUUCACUGCCAUGGGAAAUUCACGACUUGUACAUCCCAACGCGGCCCGCGACCGUGCCAAAUAUACCCUAAAACAUUACGAGCUGGCUGGGAAGAUAGUUGCGAAAUGCUUGUUUGAGACUGCCAUGGGGGGAUUUUACAAACAGAUGGUGAAUGCGAGAUUCAGCAGGUCAUUUCUGGGACAAGUGAUUGGAUUCUCACCACAUUACAAAUAUUUUGAGCAAGAUGAUCCCGAGUUGUUUAUGACCAAAGUGAAAUAUUUGCUGGAAAAUGACGUCGCUCCGAUGGAACUCACUUUCACCGAGGAUGAGUACAGCCAAUCGAAUGGAAAGCUUCUCAAGAGUGUCGAACUAAUAUCCAACGGACGAAAUAUUGCUGUAAUUAACGAAAACCGAGAAGAAUACUUGAACCUCCUCGCCCAAUAUCGUUUGUGCACCAAAGUCAAGCGUGAAAUCGAAGCAUUUGUUAAAGGAUUGAGUGAAAUCGUGCCGGACGGAUUGCUCACAAAUUUUGACGAAAAUGAACUCGAGAUCCUUAUGUGUGGAAGGAGCACCUUUUCCAUCGACGAUUUGAAACUGCAUCACAUCCUGAGCGGCGAGGGUACCAUGUACGACAGAAUCCUUCCCUGGUUUUGGAUCGCUCUUACCAACAUGACCGACGAUGAGCGAGGUCGCGUCCUCCAGUUUACAACGGGCAGCAGCCUCCUUCCCCACGGAGGUUUUAAAGAUCUCCAACCCACAUUUCGCAUCACAGUGUACGACAGCAUCGGAAAGUUACCACUGGCGCAUACCUGCUUCUCUGAAAUAUGUCUCUCCGUACAUCGCAACUAUGAAGAAUUUGAGAAGGCGUUGAAAAUCGCGAUUAACGAGGGCAGCGAGGGAUUCGCCAUCAUGUAGAAAUAAUUAAAUAGUGCCAGAAUUGUGAAACUAGACGACUUUAUCUCUCUACAACUAUACUCAAAAUCAACUAUACUUUCAUAUCGUUGUCCUUCUGAUCUGAUUAUUGAAAUUAAUAGAAUCCAUAUAGUCUUCAAGAUCUAAACAUGUUCCUAUUUCAACCAACCAGUUGUGCUACAUCUACUCAAAUACUUAAUUGUUAACUAUAAACCGUCAUCAUCAACUGCAGCAAUACACUAAAAAAGUCAACUCAACUAUAGAGCAAUACAAACAACAAUGCAAUAUAAUAUGUCGUAGUAAAUGAAUUAAGCCCUUCGUAUUGUUUGUGUCUUAUUAACUGAUUAUUAUUAUCCAAUUCAACCAAAUGCUCAGAGUAUGUAAAAGUAUUGACAUUAUAUAACUAAUUAUCGUCAUAUCUGUUACAUACAUACAUAGAUAACUGCAUAUUAUUCUGUGUUACAACCGUAUAGUGAGAUCAUUUAAGUAUUAUAAAUAAAUAUAUGAUAUUAUUGAAUAGAACAGAAUAAAGUCAUGAUGGGUCUCAUUUAAUGGGCCAGACUUUUAA